Molecule: messenger RNA, 1128 nt
Organism: Agrilus planipennis (emerald ash borer)
Lineage: Eukaryota; Metazoa; Arthropoda; Insecta; Coleoptera; Buprestidae
Product: CD63 antigen
Exons: 6
Coding region: 188-883 (231 amino acids)
Cellular component (GO): membrane
Source: RefSeq, a predicted model, not a curated record
UGUUUGUGUCAGACUUCCUGUUAUCUGUUCGUGGAGUAAGCCAGCGUUAUCAACAGCGUUAUAACUAAACGCGAACGAGUUCAGCCGCAAAACAAAGUCGAAAUUCGAAGCGUUGCGACACGUGAAAAAGUGUGAAUUUUUUUUAAAAGUGUUUUAGGUGCUACCAUUGAAUAAUAAAAUAUCAAAAAUGGGUUGUUGUGCGUUUAUAGGAAAAUACCUGCUUUUCUUGGUCAACUUGGCAUUCGCACUCGUAGGAAUUGCCAUUGUAGUUGUAGGCGCAGUUUACAAAUAUCAAUUUGACAAUGUCCUAGAAGCUCUUCCUGACGAAGCAACUGUAUUGAGUCUGGUACCAACUUUGGCUAUAAUUGUAGGAUGCAUUGUUUUCUUUAUAGCCUUUUUGGGUUGUUGUGGGGCUGUCAACGAAGGAAAGUGCAUGCUUUCAACGUACUCAGUAUUGAUAUUUGUGAUACUGAUAGCCCAGGUGGGCGUUGGGAUAUAUGCCUUUAUACAGUUUGGCGAUAAUCAAGGCGAACUUAGGACUCGUAUUCACGAUCAAUUGGUCACAACGUUCAAUAGGUACAGUACGAAUACUGCCUCAAGAGAAGCCGUUGAUUUCGUACAAAGUGAGUUAAAAUGUUGUGGGGUGGAUUCCAGUAAUUUCUGGACAGGUACAAUCCCUAACAGUUGUUGUGCAUCUAACAGUGCACCCUGUACAACCUUUACUGCAUACCGUACGGGAUGUUCUCAAGCUAUAUGGGAAUGGCUUAGGGAAAACGGAAGAAGAAUUGGAAUUGCAGCCAUUGUAAUAGCUGUUUUUGAAUUGAUUUGUGGAAUCGUCGCAUGUUGCCAAAUCAGAUCGAUUAACAAAAGGUACCACGUAUAGACGCUACUAGAUGUUCGAAACGUUGUAUUGGUAGAAAUACGAAAAACGGUAUCGUUUUACAUAUACAUCACGAAGAAUCUUUGCAUUUUCAUUAAAAAGACUUAUGUAUUUAAAAUCCAUUUAGCAAUUAAUGUGUCCAUUAUUAGGUACAAAAUUAUUAAAAAUAAACGUGAAGGCAACUUCGCAUUGUAAGAAACAUACAGUUCAGUACUCACAAAUAUACCUGUAAAUGAAGAAAUUAUUAA